AUGCUCUUUGUGGUGUUCAUUAAUGAUCUUCCUGAUUCUAUACCAGACAAAACAACUGCUGCUUUAUACGCAGAUGAUACUAAGUUGUACAGAAGCAUCGUAUCAGUAGCUGACUGCGAAGAUCAACAGCAGGCUCUGAAUAACCUUGAUACAUGGAGCAGUGUCAAUAACCUUAAAUUUAAUGCAUCUAAAUGCAAGGUGUUGACCGUGACAAGAAAGAGAAGUCCAAUAUUACACACUUACCAACUCGGUUCUAAGGAACUGCUUCGUGUGGGGCAAGAAAAAGAUCUCGGUGUUACAUUAACUAGUAACCUCUCUUGGGACACCCAUAUUAACGUUAUCGUCGCCAAAUCCAACAAGCUGCUGGGUUUAUUAAAGAGAACGUGUCCCUUGUUGACGGACGUUAAAGUUAGACGUACGCUGUAUCUGUCACUCGUUAAAUCACAAGUCAGCUACGCCACAGAAGUUUGGUCUCCAGUCAACAUACAUCUCAAAUCAAAGGUUGAGAAAAUUCAAAGAAGAGCUACCGCUUGGAUUCUGAAAUCCAAACAAGGCGAGAUACCUUACCAACAGAGGCUGAUAGCUCUUAACCUAUUGCCACUAUGUUACGACAGGGAAAUUAAGGACUUGGUAUUUUUCUACAAGGCGCUAUUUGAACACUUAGAUUUGAACGUUUAUGAUUUUGUUUCUUUUGUUAAUAGCGAUCGCACCCGACUUAGUCAAAAUCCAUCUCUAACUCUUAAAGUUCCUUUUUGUAAAACCAGAACAUUCCAAGCGUCCUACUUUAAUCGAAUAGUUAAACUAUGGAACACAACCUGUAAAAUACUUCCCCCAUCUAGUUUCUCGAGUCUUUCAACUUUCAAAUGUUCAAUUAAACUCAUGUAUCAUAAUUUAAAUACUCAAAUUUUUGAUGUUGAUCAACCGUGUACAUGGACCCUCGUACGUGCUUGCUCCUGCCAUAGGACAUAAACUUUUCUUAGGGGAAGUGCCCCGCAUGGGACUUGGAGUCCCGUUCGCACUUUUCCCAAUUGGGUUCUUUUAUUGUUGUUAUUUUAAAUUAGUGUAUCUUGGCCCAAUUAUUUGUUUGUAUAAUUAUUGUAAAUAUAGUUGUUAAUGACCCAAUAAAGUUCUUUAAAAAAAAUAAUAAAAAUAAUGCGGCAAGCUUUGCCGAACUUGUGUCGAACUUUUGCCGCUCCAAAUUCUGCCGUACUUAAUUCAUCAAUUAAGUUCGGCACAUGAUAAGUACGCCGUCUGAAACGGGCCUUACAGUUAAAAAAUGUGAAAUUUUUUAUACAUUUCUAAUGCAAAUGACUUGCAUCAAUAGAAAGCUAACAAAAAAACUACAUGAUAAGACAUUUAAAUGGUUAGUUGGGAUUUUCAAGCGGUUUUCGAGUUAUUGCCGUUUCGAAUGUGAAAAAUAAGCCAAAAUCUAGCAAAAUUCCUGCAAUCCUUCACAAAAAUUAUUGAGACUUGCAUAUUUAUCUGUAAAAUUAGCAAAUUCUUACCCUCAGGAGCUCGUCCUUCCAGUGAUUUGGUUCACUUCUUAGACUGGGCACUUUUUAACACUCGUCCCCAAUCCUCUCAUUAACUUCGGAAUGGCUAAUUGCAGCUGAUUUUUAAUGAAUUGUUCCUGUAAGGAGAUAUUUGCCACGUCUCUAAGAAAUGGAUCCCAUAUAUGAUUUCUAAACUGAUUAAAUGAUGCUUCCAUUAUGCUUUGCACGCUUAGAGUUUAAGGUUUAGGGUUUGCAAAGGACAACCUUUUUUGAACUCGCUCUAUAAUAAGCCAUAAAUUACUAAAUGCUAUAAAAUCCCGUAGGCUAUACUAAAAGACGCCGUGAAGGUAUUUGCAUGUGGCUCGCAAACCACAUAG
Molecule: messenger RNA, 1870 nt
Organism: Paramuricea clavata
Lineage: Eukaryota; Metazoa; Cnidaria; Anthozoa; Malacalcyonacea; Plexauridae
Source: the annotation of a GenBank genome assembly